This is a messenger RNA of Thlaspi arvense, 2508 nucleotides long. The record is from the annotation of a GenBank genome assembly. NCBI's taxonomy places the organism in Eukaryota, Viridiplantae, Streptophyta, Magnoliopsida, Brassicales, Brassicaceae.
AUGGUGUUAUCUGAGUUGUUCAAUCUCAAGAUGGAUGGAAGCUGGGAUGGAAACGAGUCAGAUGACAGCUCUCAACUCGAGCGAGGCGUAGACCAUAUCUACGAAGCAUUCAUCUGCCCGUUGACGAAGGAGGUGAUGCACGAUCCCGUCACUCUAGAGAAUGGUCGAACGUUCGAGCGUGAAGCCAUUGAAAAAUGGUUCAAGGAGUGUCGUGACGGUGGGAGACCUCCGUCUUGCCCUCUAACUUCUCAGGAGCUGAGUACCGCCGAUGUGAGCCCGAGCAUAGCUCUGCGUAACACGAUCGAGGAGUGGAGAUCCAGGAACGAUGCAGCCAAGCUUGACAUUGCUCGUCAGGCGCUGUUUCUAGGAAACGCCGAGACGGAUAUCUUGCAAGCAUUGAUGCAUGUGAGACAGAUCUGCAGGAGCAUCCGAUCAAACAGGCAGGGCGUGCGCAACUCUCAGCUUAUCCGUAUGAUCAUCGACAUGUUGAAAAGUAACAGCCAUAAAGUGCGGUAUAAGGCUCUGCAGACUCUUCAGGUUGUCGUUGAAGGAGACGAGGAGAGCAAGGCGAUAUUAGGGGAAGGAGAUACCGUGCGUACGCUGGUGAAGUUCUUAUCACACGAGCCGUCGAAGGGGAGGGAGGCAGCUGUUUCCUUGCUCCUUGAGCUCUCCAAGUCGGAAGCUUUGUGCGAGAAGAUUGGUUCCAUUAAUGGAGCACUUAUUUUAUUGGUUGGUCUGACGAGCAGCAACUCAGUGAACGUCUCGAUUGUUGAGAAAGCUGAUAGAACAUUGGAAAACUUGGAGAGGUCAGAGGAGAUUGUUAGGCAGAUGGCUUCUUAUGGUAGACUCCAGCCUCUUCUAGGAAAACUCCUUGAAGGUUCACCUGAAACGAAGCUCUCCAUGGCUACCUUUCUUGGGGAGCUUGCCUUAAAUAAUGAUACCAAGGUUCUUGUGGCUCAGACUGUGGGAUCUUCUCUUGUGGAACUUAUGAGAAGUGGUGACAUGCCCCAACGGGAAGCUGCCCUGAGAGCUCUUAACAAGAUCUCAUCGUUCGAAGGGAGUGCUAAGGUUUUGAUCAGCAUAGGGAUCAUCCCCCCACUUAUCAAAGAUCUGUUCUACGUAGGGCCAAACCAACUUCCGAUUCGGUUGAAAGAAGUCUCUGCCACUAUUCUCGCAAACAUAGUGAACAUUGGAUAUGACUUUGACAAAGCGACUCUUGUCUCAGAAAACAGAGUGGAGAAUCUGCUGUAUCUAAUUAGCAACACGGGUCCAGCGAUCCAGUGCAAGCUGUUGGAGGUUCUUGUUGGACUCACCACUUGCCCUAAAACAGUUAUACACGUUGUUUCCGCGAUUAAAACCUCCGGCGCAAUCAUCAGUUUGGUUCAGUUUGUAGAGGUCCGAGAGAACGAUGAUUUGCGUUUGGCUUCCAUAAAGCUUCUCCAUAACCUCUCCCCGUUCAUGAGUGAAGAGCUAGCCGACGCCUUACGUGGCACCGCUGGACAACUCGGGAGCCUUGUUGCGAUCAUUUCAGAGAAGACACCAAUCUCCGAGGAACAGGCUGCAGCCGCUGGGCUCUUGUCUGAAUUGCCGGAGAGGGAUUUGGGCCUUACUCGGGAAAUGUUAGGAGUCGGUGCUUUCGAGAAAAUCAUCUCCAAAGUGAUUGGAAUCCGGCAAGGGGAGAUCAAGGGAAUGCGGUUUGAGAGAAAUUUCCUGGAAGGGCUUGUGCGUAUACUUGCUAGGAUCACUUUUGCAUUCAACAAUGACCCUCGGGCCGUAACCUUUUGCCGUGAGUACAACGUCGCUUCGCUCUUCAUCCAUCUGCUUCAGUCCAACGGUCAAGACAAGAUCCAGAUGGUCUCUGCCAUGGCUCUAGAGAAUCUUUCGCUAGAGUCUAUAAACCUGUCACGGAUGCCCGAUCUGCCUCCUCCAAACUACUGUGGCUCCAUCUUUUCAUGUAUGAGCAGACCGCACGUUGUAACCGGGCUGUGCAGGAUCCACCAGGGAAUAUGUUCGCUGAGGGAAACGUUUUGCCUUGUGGAAGGAGAAGCCGUGGAGAAACUAGUGGCUCUGUUGGACCAUGAAAACGACAAAGUGGUGGAGGCGUCGCUUGCAGCUCUUUCGAGCUUAUUAGAAGACGGGUUAGAUGUAGAGAAAGGGGUCAAUAUAAUCGAGGAGGCGGACGGGAUACGGCAUAUACUAAACGUUCUGACAGAGAACCGAACAGAGAAGCUGACGAGGAGAGCGGUCUGGGCGGUGGAAAGGAUCUUGCGGAUUGAGGAUAUAGCAAGAGAGGUCGCAGAAGAACCGAACGUGGGAGCUGCGCUUGUGGACGCUUUCCAAAACGCUGAUUUUAGAACGCGGCAGAUCGCUGAGAACGCGUUGAAACACAUCGAUAAGAUCCCAAACUUCUCAGCACAUCCGCUAUUUGAUUUGUUUGUUUACAUCGUACGCUGGAAACUGGAAUCAUUUGAUCAGCCUCAGAUUGUUGAGGGAAUCUUUGCUUAUUAA